AUGGCUGCCGAACCGCGACAUCGCCUUUCUCCUAUCCAUACUCGAAACUUGAGUACAAUCACUGUUGACUCGGACAGUUCAGAUAGCUCCCCGUGCCCUGGCGACGAUGAAGAUACCGAUUACUUCAUGGCACAUGCCAAUGACUCCCAGUCCUCUCUCGGCGCAGUCACGGCCAUUCGAGAUUGCGAUGACGAUGUCGACCUCGAACAAGUCCACCGCCUCUCACCCAUAUCCAAACUCCCGCCUGAGAUCCUCAUUGCCACCAUCUCCAAAUUGACCACCACGUCCGAUCUCCGAAGCUGUAUGCUCGUUUCCUACCACUGGGCACUGUACACUGUCGGCGUAUUAUGGCAUCGACCUCUAUGCAAUAAAUGGGCCAAUCUACUGAGCGUUGUCGCUGCUCUAGGCAAGGGUGACAAGAGCUAUUUUCCAUACCACGAGAUGGUGAAGCGACUGAAUCUGUCUGCCAUCGCCGACAAGGUCAAUGACGGAACGGUCCAACCAUUCAAGAACUGCAAGGCCGUCGAACGUCUGACUCUGACAAACUGUUCCAGGUUAACUGAUUUCGGCGUCGUCGGCUUGGUCGAUGGCAGCAAGAAGCUCCAAGCUCUCGAUGUCACCGAUCUAGAUGCUCUGACCGACCAAACCCUACACGCUGUGGCAGAGAACUGUGUCAAAUUGCAGGGCCUGAACAUCACCAACUGCUCCAAUAUCACCGACGAGUCGUUGCUCGAAAUCGCCCAACGUUGUAGACAACUCAAACGACUUAAGCUGAACGGGGUCGUGCGCGCCACCGAUCUCUCCAUUACCGCUGUUGCAAGAAACUGUCGCUCCAUCCUCGAAAUCGAUUUGGCCGGCUGUCAUUCCAUCUCCUCUGAGUCGGUCACCGCCUUGUUGUCAAACCUGCCCCAUCUACGCGAGCUUCGCUUGGCCCAUUGCAUCGAUAUUAAUGACCUGGCCUUCACUAAUUUGCCACCCCGACUUUCCUUUGAUGCCCUCAGAAUCCUGGACUUGACAGCUUGCGAACAAGUUCGCGAUGACGCUAUUGCCAGAAUAAUCCCUGCCGCGCCCCGCUUGAGGAAUCUGGUCCUGGCCAAAUGCAGACACAUCACCGAUCGAGCGGUGGCAUCAAUUUGCAAGUUAACCAAAAACCUACACUACAUUCAUUUAGGCCAUUGCAUCAAUUUGACCGAUACCGCUGUUAUCCAACUGGUCAAAGCCUGCAACCGAAUUAGGUAUAUCGACCUAGCAUGCUGUUCCCGCCUGACUGAUGCAAGUGUCCGCCACCUGGCUCAACUUCCCAAAUUGAGAAGAAUCGGCCUGGUGAAAUGCCAGAACUUGACCGACUCGAGCAUCAUGGCAUUGGCACAUGGCCCCUUGUUAUUUAGUCCCACGGGCAAGAUCGGUGUUCCUUCGCAAUUCGUUUCUUUAGAACGGGUUCACCUCAGCUAUUGUGUCAAUUUGACUUUGAAGGGCAUCACUGCACUUCUCCACAACUGUCCGAGGCUCACCCACCUCUCCCUAACAGGCGUCCAGGCUUUCUUGCGCGAAGAUUUGACCCGAUUCUGCCGUGAUGCUCCCGCCGAGUUCACGCACCCUCAACGAGAUGUAUUUUGCGUGUUUUCUGGAGAAGGUGUACAGCGGCUUCGUGAAUAUUUAAUGCGUCUUGCCAUGGAUGAGGCCCAGAGAGAAGGCCGUGAGGUGAUCGAUGACAACCUACUGGAUGGUGUUGAUAGCCCCGGUACAGAUACUAUGUCUGACGAUGGAACCAUUGAUGGGAACGAUCAGCUUGUGGAUCCCGUCCUCAAUCCUCAUCGACACGGCUUGUCAUUUGCCAGUACUCCACGCACGAGACCCCGACCUAGAAGUUUGCAUGAAAUGCGAAGUUACCACGUCGACAUGCCCCUGAUACCAUUUGAUCAAAUACAGCGGCUGGGCCCCUGGACACCAGGAGAGCCGUUUACUCCGGAAGCUCGAGCUGCUUUGGCACCCCCGCACCUGAAUCUAAUGAGUUCCAGCAGUUUCGAGCAUCAUAAUGGCUAUGAUUCUCAAUCUCGAAGUCCUGGACGGUCUCUUGGCUACGAAAUGGCGGCAGAGUACAGUGAACGCGCAAGAAGUACUUCGCGUACUCCUUCACGGCGGCAUACCUUGGAAUCCAGUUCUGGUGCAUUCGGACCUCCUACAGUACCCAUGCAUGGUUAUGGUGAGAGCAGUUCUCGACCUCUUGAGCUUGCGCAUUACGGAUCUGACCCUCGAACUGGUUAUUUUGACGUUGAUGAUAUGAGACGAUUUCCGGGAUGGACUAAUUCUAGCGCAUUUGUACCAGAGCAUCCCCGGCGGCACACCCCGGGAGCAGCUUUCAGGAACCCGGGCGACGUUCGGGUAUCCAAUCUGCGACCUGAACCGGGGUUUAGUGCCUUUGAUGCCAACCACGAGGCCAUCAUGUCUACCAUCCCUGGCAGCCGAUCUGCGAGUCGCCAUCCAUCACGAUCGAACAGUCCACAUGCUUCUCGUGUGAAUAGCCGAAGCAGGCUUGCCAAUCUCAUUCCCAGAAGCUAUACCUCCACCCCUCUCAGCCAGGGCGAGAAUGGGGCCCGAUCCUCCCGACAAUCACGAAGUCGAGAAAUAUCGAGAUCAAGGAUGGAAGAAGAGGCGCACCGAGAGGCGAUGAUUCAUGCACUUGCCGAAGCAGAUGCAGCUCAACAAUUGAGACCUAGUACCUCCAGGAUGGAGUCUGACGCCCCAGUGCCGCGUCCGCUACCGGCCUUGCCUUCUGAAGUGAUGGAGCCGAUUCCCGUGGCAGUAACUUCACCUGUUGCAGCUUCACAGCAAGAAUUCGUGGGGAUUCAAGGUGGUCCAGAGCAGGAUAUGGACCAAGAUGUGCCAAUGACACAAUGA
Molecule: messenger RNA, 2898 nt
Organism: Exophiala aquamarina CBS 119918
Lineage: Eukaryota; Fungi; Ascomycota; Eurotiomycetes; Chaetothyriales; Herpotrichiellaceae
Product: F-box and leucine-rich repeat protein GRR1
Exons: 2
Coding region: 1-2898 (965 amino acids)
Biological process (GO): SCF-dependent proteasomal ubiquitin-dependent protein catabolic process
Cellular component (GO): SCF ubiquitin ligase complex
Molecular function (GO): protein binding
Source: RefSeq, a predicted model, not a curated record